Clupea harengus (Atlantic herring) is the source of this 2946-nucleotide messenger RNA. RefSeq names its product chondroitin sulfate proteoglycan 4 (gene cspg4bb). The transcript has 3 exons. Gene Ontology annotation, biological process: anatomical structure morphogenesis. The coding region runs from base 363 to 2915 and encodes 850 amino acids. The record is from RefSeq and is a predicted model, not a curated record. Lineage: Eukaryota; Metazoa; Chordata; Actinopteri; Clupeiformes; Clupeidae.
ACAAAACAACUCUUACUUUGCUUGCUCACCUGUAGCGCUAUAAGCUUACUGUCCAGCUACACGUAAAGCACCAACGUUACUGAAGGAAUCAGGCUACACACCCUUUGGUAGGAACCAGUUGGGCAUUGAUAACAUUAAUUGACUGGCUGGCGAGGAUUGGUAGUGGGCAAAUCCCGACAGGGGCGGGGCAAAUUCCCCGCUUGACACCACUCCGUGCAGGUAUACUUUGUAUCUGAUGAAGCUGCCCUAUUGACUUUAAAGUUAAACGGGGGUCUGUUUGAGGUGUGGAUUGAGACCAAACAUGUCCCGAAUACCCAGGAUUUGCGACUAAAUGGAAGGAAAUCCCUCUGCCGUCGGAAAAUAUGGAUAACUCUGCUGACUUUUGGAAAAGUAUUUUGUGGUGGUGGAGGGGGUUUCCUCUGCUAUUAUUCGUUGUCAGUCAAACAAUCGCAGCCUCAUUCUACGGGGAUGGCUUUGUGUUGCUGAAGGCUGUAGAGUCGUCCGUCCGGACCUCGCUCCACGUCCGCUUCCGGACCGCCCACAGCAGCGGGGUGCUCUUCCUGGCCGCCGGGGACACGGACUUCUGUCUGGUGGAACUUCAUUCAGGACGCAUUCAGGUGUCGAUGGAUCUCGGGUCUGGCGUCCGCAGUCUUCGCUCAGAGAAAGGUGUCCAGCUGAAUGACCUGGUUUGGCACACCAUGGAGCUCCGACAGGACCAGCGCAACGUCACGCUGACCGUAGACAAACAUUCCCACACCAGCCUGAGGAUGCUCGGACCGGACCUGGAGCUCAGUAUCCAGGACGGCUUGUUCGUGGGUGGGCUGGGAGGCCUGGAGAGGCCCUACCUCUCGACAGAAAGGAUGCCCGUUGGCUUUAGAGGCUGCUUGGACGAAGUGCUGUUCAACCAGCACAACCUGCUCUCCUCCCUCAGGCCGUACUCAGGCUAUAAAACAGUUCACGAGGUGUCGCUCGGGUGCAGCCCAGAGUUUUCCGCCAGCGCGGACGACUCCAUAAACUUCUUCAGCUCCAGGGCCUACAUGUCCCUCCCGACGUGGGACAUGGCCCAGGAGGGGGUUUUUGAGUGCCAGCUUCACCGGUCGGCCAAAGACGGGAUUAUCCUCUACAGUUCUGCCAGUGAAGGGCACUAUAUUGCCAUUGAACUGCAAGAUGACCAUGUGGUGGCUGUGAUCGGGGCAGCGACCAUGAAGACUAAGCUUCGUUCCCCAUUGCCAGUUAGUGAGCACGACUGGCAUCAGGUGAAGCUACACCUGUCCACACUGACUGUCCAUUUGUGUGUGGGCGCAGACAUGCAGAACUCUAGUUUGGGUCUGCACACCAAUGCCCUCCAACUCAGUGGGCCUCUUUUCAUUGGUGGCCUUGAUGGUAAUACCCGUGUUCAGGCCAGAAAGAAGGGUCUGCGGUCUCUUGCAGACAAACAGAUAGGAGGAGGGUCACUCAGAGGAUGUCUGAAACACAUCCGAGUCAACGCGCAAAAGAUGGGCUUGCCAAAUGCCAUGGUGACAAAAGAUGCUUCUGUUGGCUGUGAGACUGAAACCUUUGACUCAAUCACGACACCCAGCCCAAUCCCUGCCCCUGGGAAUGGGUCAGUGGGUGUAUCCGGAGCGGACUGCAAGAGAGGACAAAGCUUUCUGGUCCUCGAAAACCUGAUCGUCCCAGAGGGGGGUCGGGCUCCCUUGGGAUUUCAACACGUCAAGAUGAACGUGGAAAUACGAAGCUUAGGGAUCAGUCAGUCCCAGAUCAUGUUCCGCAUUGCGGAGCAGCCAGUUCAUGGCCAGCUAAGGCUGGACGUGGAUCCAGAGCAGGAGGAGCAUACCUUCAGCCUCCUGGACCUUUGGCACGGUCGGGUUAUGUACGUCCAUGGGGGCUCGGAGGACCAGGUGGAUUUCUUCAUAUUUUCAGUGUUCAGCAGCAGCAAGAGACAGUUACCGGCCUGCAUUAGGGGGAACAAGCUCCACAGGUUCAACAUCAGCAUCACACCCAGCAACGACGCUCCUGAGCUCAGCUUUCCAGAGGGAAGCCUCUUUGUCCUGCUGGAACAGUCCAAACGCCGACUUACCACUGACAUGUUAAGGGUUAUAGACCCAGACAGCAACUCCACGGACCUGAUAUUUACAGUGCUUGGUAAUCUAAAUACAGACGCUGGCUUCCUAGAGAUCGAGGAUGACCCUGGCCAGGCAAUCAAGAACUUUUCGUACCUAAAUCUGGAGCAGGGAAAGGUUUAUUACGUCCACACAGGCAUUAUUACGAACUCUCGAAUGGCCCUGAGGGUGAGCGAUGGAGACAAGGUCAGUAACACGGCGGUGCUCAGGCUGAUGGCGGUGCCGCUGGAGUACAAGGUCGUGAAUAACACGGGAGCGGAGGUGACCCAGGGCGGAUGGGCCCUCCUGAGCUCCACCCACCUGGCGGUGCAGGUGAACGUGGCUCAGCAGGUGGUGGAGCUGCGCUACGACGUGGCAGAGCCCCCUCAGUACGGAGAACUCCAGAGGCUGCACUCGAGCGGAGAGUGGAAAAACACGUGGAUCUUCUCGCAGAAGCUUCUGGAAAAGGACCGGAUCAGGUACCUGAGCACGUACCUGGGCUCCCAUCCAGGGAAUGUGACCGACAGCUUUAGGUUCAGGGUCACCAUCGGCUCCACAACUACGGAGGAAAUGUUGUUCCCUAUCGUAGUGCAAGGGAUUCACUAUAAAGUCAUCAAGAGCAAAAUGGAGGUUGAUACAGAGCGCAGGGUGACGCUAACCCCUCAAGACCUACGGGCUGUCUCCAAGGGUAUGAAAAUCUUAGAGAGCGACCUUUACUUUUUAUUGCUGUCAUUACCAAAGAAAGGAGACUUACUACUUGACGAUAAGGUGUUAAGGAUUAACUCCACUUUCAGCCAAAAAACAUUUCUGAUCUGAAACUGCAUUAUGAGAUGGAGACCGUUUCAUC